UGGUCCAAAAAAAAAGUACAAACGUAAAACAUGGUUUCAAAGGUCACAAUCUACACUUGCAGAAUGGGAAAAGUUGCAGAGUAUGAUUUGGGAAGUGAUGUUAUCCAGGGAAGUGUUAGAUGACUGCUGUCAAGUAUGCAGAGAAAGAGAAAAUGCAAUGACUGUCAUGAAAACUCUUUGUGCUAUCUAUGUGAUGAUAUUGUUCAUUCUACAUUUCCAUUACAUGAUAGAUGUUUAUUUUUUGAAGAUUAUGCCAAAAAAUUGUUGCCGUGGGAAUCAGCUAAUGAACAUCAUGAAAUAGAGCUGUCAAAAAAAACUCUUAAAUUAAAGUGCAUGUCAUGUACAUGUUGUGGUGGGAAAAAUUUGACAAAGAGAAUAACUGAAGAAGUUUGCAUUAUAGUAACUCUAAAAGGACGAUUUGAUCUGCACAAACAUCAUUUGCGCUGUGAAGACUGUUCUACUGUCAUUGAUCCAUUCACUAUUGGUGUUUUACUGAAGUCUGGCUAUUGGCCUGGUUGUGUUUUAUCAAUAAAUUAUUUAAUUAAAGAAGAAGUAUUUAUUCUCUGGGACACCUUCAGAAAGCGUAUGCCUGGAAGUUCAGAAAGAGCCUUUCUUAUGUCACUGAAUGAUAUUUCCAAUGACAACGGUCGGACUGGUAUCAUUGAUCCUACAAAUUUUUCUAUGUCAUUCAAGCAAUGGAAUUUUUGGUUGCACGAAAAAGAUAAAAUUCAAGAAAAAAACUGGCUGGAGUGCCCACCAUGUGAAAUUCAGCAGCAUAGUUGUCAUGUUGAUGGCAAUAGCAAGUUAUACCGUUAUCGACUUGGGAAGAGGAAAAGACCAAGUCAUUAUGCUGAUAAUUUUUUUGCAUCAAAUGAAAUUGUAAAAAAGUACGUUGAUGGAAUUUAUGGUGUCAAUGCCUUAAAGAAUUUACCCGAUUACUCGAAAUGUGGUGGUAAUUGGACUGCUGCCAAAAACACGAAAAGGAAAUGGGGAUCGCUUGAUGAAACUGGAAUUGAAGUUGCGACUUGUAGACAUUGUAUUGCACAAAAAGCUAUCAAUAUGUUUCAGGGUGAACUUUUCGCAUAUCCAAUGUUUUUAAUGAAAACAUUUAUGCUACCUAGAAACGUAAAAUUUGCAUAUGCAGAUGUGAUGUGUAAGUUAUGGAACUUCGCUAUCCGACACGAUACUUCAUUUAUUGAUCACAUCCAGCCAUCGUUAUCAGUGAUGCAUGCAAAAGGACAUGCAUUAGAUUGUCAGGUGAUAUGGAGUGGUGAAUGGGUGAAUGGCACAGGAAAAUCGACUGGAGAAGAAACUGAGCAACUGUUCAGUUUUUUAUCGCGUUUUGGUAAUACAACUAAACAUCAAUCACCCGAAAAUAGAGAAGAAACCAUAACUGAGAUGGUAUUUGCAUGGAACAAAAGAAAAAUAUUGAAAACUUCCUCAGAACUUAGACGACGAUAUAUCAAGAAUGAAAGCGAACUUGCAAAAACAACAGAUGCAUUGAAAAUUAUAAAAAAUGACAUGAAUGUAGAUUGUGAUGGAACAAUUGUGCAGUGGUUGGAGGAGAUUCAAAAGUGCGCCCGAGGAAUUAAAAACACGAGACAUCGAAAACUACUCUCAGAUGUAGAAAAAGCACUCCUUCUUAUUGACAACCUUCAGGAUUCGUCUUAUGCAUCGUUAAUUAACUCGUCAAUGGUUUUUCCGAAGCAAAUAAAAAGCAAUUUAUAUUACCGAUUGUUAGAAUUUGACAGAGCAAGCAAAGAUGACGAGCUCGCAAGACUACUUCCUCGAAUUACAGAAACGUCUUUAAAGGAAGCAUAUUGUUCUCUGCUGUACGAUAUUUGGAAGCCACUUCUGGAGCAACAAAUUGAAAAGCUGUUCUUAGAAAAAGUAGUGAUUGGUUCACAAAUUAAAAAAGUUGCAGACACAAGCAAGAGGCGUCAUGUCAUGAGAGGCAAGCAGGCAACUGUAAAUAAGAAAAUCAAGGAUAUUUUAGAUGAAUACUGUUUACUGUUCAGUUUAAAUGUUAAAACUGUCUUCGAAAGCUGUGAGAAAGGGGUUUUCGCCUGGCAAAACGUGCAUGACGUUUCAAAUACUGGUAGUGCUGUUGACAGACGUGUAUGUGUUGAAAAGUGGCUUCGCCAAAACCACUUACUAGAAGAACGUGGUAUAUUACAAAAUGAAAUGAAGAAUUGUUUGAAGUUUUACCAUGACAAAAUAACAAUGUUAACUGCUAAAUUGGACCAUACCAGAGCAAAAGGUAGUUCUGUUGAAAUACAAUCCGCUGAGGAAGAGCAGCCUUCUGAAGAUGAAAUCACGGAAGAAUAUUCUUCGAAUGAGUUACAACGUCGAUCGUAUAAAGGGGAACUAAUGCUUGUGCGGCUUGGUAUUUGGUUUUAUCGCAAUGAAAUGGAAAAAGCAAUUGAAGAUUUCCGGUCGAUCAUUGAUUCCACUGGAUGUACACCGACCAAUUUUCUGGAUAUUGAUUCUAGCAAAAUUAGCCAUUCGGUGGAAGAAGAAGGUGGAGAUGGCGUAGAAGAAGGUGGCGAUGGCGUAGAAGAUUUUGGCGAUGUAGAAGAUGUUGACGAGCCUGAAGAGCUAGAAAAUAUAAUUGAUCAAGAUGAUGUAAAUAUCACCAGAGAUUUCAUUGUUAAUUGCGGUGAUGAAUUGGCAAUGCGUUACAAAUUUGAUGAUUGUCAUACAAUCAUCCGUAAUGGUUGUCAAAAUGUUUUUUUACCUGAAACGUGUUGUCAAAGUAAAUUGAACGGUUCGAAUGGUAGCAGUGCGUGUGUGAUAAUAGCGUUGUUAAUGGGGUAUCUACUCGGGCAACUUACGGACAGUCUCCAAUUAUUUCGGGUAAAACACGGGUAUACCGCGUUUUAUCAUAAUCGUCUACCGCGUUUUGCUAUCUGACGUGCUUUUUGUCGUUUCAAGUUUGUGAAGAAGACAAGAAGGUGCCGCCAUUUUUGUGUUUUUGUGUUGACAGAAAUGGUUGGUUGUACCAUACAUUUGGCUGUUAAGGUAUUUGUGAUCACGCAGUAAAAACAAGGUACUCACCUGGAAACUUUUCAUAUUUUCGACGAUAUUUGCAUGGGUUAACAAAAUUGUUUGCAAAUUUUGAUAAAUCAACACCGUUAUCUUCGAGAAAUUCCUUAACAACUGUAUUUCCAGUAGUUCCAGGUAUAUGAUAUUUUCGGGCCAAGUCAGAGUAAUUUAUCUGCAAGAGGAAAUAAAUCGAUGUGUCACACAAGUUAUUUUUUUGUUCAAAAUUGGACAAUGAUAUAAAUGGCAAUGUGUUCAACACAAAUGUUAACAGAUACAUGAAGAUAUACCUUACUACCAACAUCCAUUCCUAACACUUCUUCAAGUAGAGCAUGACGAUCGAAAUUUAAUUUGUUUGGAUCUGGACUAUGUCGUUUUUUCUUGAUUGGUGUGUCAUCUACGUCUUGAUUUUGUUGUAAUUUUGUCCGCCCUAUGGUUAGAAACAACUCCUUAAUAUAUUUUGUUUAAAAUAAUUUUUACAGUUUUUAGUUUAGUCAAUAAUGAUUUGCGAGACUGAAUUCUACGAACCUAAGGUUUUAUUUAUUUUUGCUAUUUUUUUUGCAUUUAUUCACACAGCAACUUAUUUUCAUAACAUAGUUUUAAUUAUUUCUGCGUGUUAAUUUCGUGGGGUUAUAUACUUCAUCAUGAUAUAUGUUGAUUGCUUAUUUUUUCAUUUUAAUAUUUGUUUAUAUAUAUAUAUAUGCGUGUAUAUAAUUAUUUAUAAAUUUAUAUUCAAAAAAUGCAACAAUAAAAUAAUACCAUUCAAGAAAAACCAGUGCCUGUAGGUGAAUGGAGAUACAGUACAGGUGAAAGAUUAAAAUUAAAAAAUAUAUAUAGCUAUACCUAUCAUUAUUUUAAUUGAAUUUUCUUUACUUUCAAAGUAUUGAAUCGAUCUUGAUUUUUUGUAGGAAGCUUUUGAUUGUCUGAUGCCAAAGAUUGUGUCUGUUGCUUUAUUUUCACCAAAACAUUUUUUUUCCAAGGAUUUUUUUAUUAUUUUAUUCCGUUCUCUAAGCUCUUUCUUUUUAUCAGACUUGGACUUCACUUGAGCAAUAUUAGCUGAUUUGACCUUUGUGAGAACCUUUGUGAAUGGAGUGUCAUAUAUACUGUCCCAUUUUGAGUUGAUACUAUUAAGUACAGAUUCUGCCGUUGUUUUCAUAUAUGACAUGUCAGUCUUUGUUUGAGGAAUUGUCAAAUUUAUGGUGAUUGGAUGAACUGGUGUUGUGUUGAUACUGUUUGGAGUAGUAAUCGUUGAUAUGUUGUUAUAUGUUACAUUUACAGGUGUGGACGUAUUAUUUGUUGUAGUUGGAGUUUUAUUAUUCGUACUAUUUACAGUGUUUGAUAUAUCUGUUAAUGGUUUUUUAACAUUGUUGAUUUUUUUUGUUCUGUGUGAUGUUGAAACAGGAAAUGUAUUUUUAUUUUUUUCUAAUAAACUGCAUGCUUGACAUGCAUGUAUAGUAUGCCUAA
Messenger RNA from Hydractinia symbiolongicarpus, 4506 nucleotides. RefSeq lists its product as uncharacterized. Lineage: Eukaryota; Metazoa; Cnidaria; Hydrozoa; Anthoathecata; Hydractiniidae. The transcript is spliced from 15 exons. The coding region runs from base 136 to 2913 and encodes 925 amino acids. The record is from RefSeq and is a predicted model, not a curated record.